Molecule: messenger RNA, 4029 nt
Organism: Lytechinus pictus (painted urchin)
Lineage: Eukaryota; Metazoa; Echinodermata; Echinoidea; Temnopleuroida; Toxopneustidae
Exons: 1
Coding region: 1-4029 (1342 amino acids)
Biological process (GO): DNA integration
Molecular function (GO): zinc ion binding; nucleic acid binding
Source: RefSeq, a predicted model, not a curated record
AUGGCUAGUGCAUCUAUUCCAAGUCCCAGAAUGGACUGGUCCAACCCGGACCGUUCGCAAGCAUUGCGAGAGUUUAGACAAGUUGCUGACUUGUGGUUCAAGAUUAAGAAGACUCCAGCAGAGGAGCAGCACACUUAUGUGAUACUGUGGUCGGGGGUUGAAGGUUUGAGGAUGUUCAACACUUGGAAGUUGACAGAUGAGCAACUAACCGACCCCAAGAACGUUUGGGAUGCAUUCGCAACCCAGCUGGAACCCCAGGAGAACUUCCGGAUUCAUCGUCUAGAGUUCCAGAGAUACAGGCAAGGAUCAUCAGAGACUAUUGAUGAUUUUAUUCUCCGGUGUCGCACAAAGGCAGCGAAGUGCAAGUUCAAGACUGAUGACACUGUUGAGGAGAGAAUCAUAGAAGUAUUAAUCGCCGGAAUUAGACACCCAGAGGUGCAGAAAGCCUUACUGAGCAAAGAUGAAAAUCUCAAGUUAGAUGAGGCUGCUUCAUUGGCUAGGACGCAUGAGGCCAGUGACUCUCAUAUGAGCCAGCUGAACAGCUUAGACAGAGCCUCAGUACAUGAUUUGCACCAGUCCAGUUCUUGUAGGAAUUGUGGUCUGCGGCACCCACCAAAGAAGUGCCCAGCGUUCAAGUCACAGUGCCAUAAGUGUGGCAUGAAAGGCCACUGGAAGAAACUGUGCAAGUCUUCAGGAGACGGAAGUAAACAUAGGUCUCGGUCUCAGACAAGACAGGCUGGACGUGAGAAAGGAAGCUGGAAGAAUCGAAGUAAGAGCAGAUCUCGUAACCAUGGAAAGAAUCUGCAUCCAAUUGCCAGCAAGAAUGUCGACGACGACCUACCGAGAGACUUUGAAGACAUCUCCAUAGAAUCAAUCUAUGUUGGGCAUGUUCAUGUUGAUGGUGUACCCAUUGAUGACAGCGAUGACAAAGACGAGCUUUUUGCUACUCUGAAGUUUAGCAUCAGGGAUAAGCCAGGUAACCACACCUUGAGGGUUAAGGUUGACACAGGAGCACAGGGGAAUGUGUUGCCUCUUCGAUGCUUCAGGAAGGCUUUUCCAGAGCUUUUAGAUGAUGAGGGAUAUCCUCUUGAGUCAGCUGUCAGACUGAGACAUGUCAGGUUGUAUGCCUACAACGAGACACCGAUACAGCAGUACGGAUGUUUUGAUUUUCCCUGCCAGUACAAAGAUGGGAAAUGGUUCAGAAACAGCUUCUUCAUCGUGGAUACACGUGGACCAGCUAUCCUAGGAUUGCAAAGUUCAGUUAAGAUGCGCCUAGUUAUAGUGAACUGUGAGAUGCAUCAGAGAAGCAGUCCAGGCAUGAUAAAGAGUACACAGGAUCUGGUAGCUGCAUACCCAGAUCAGUUCCAGGGUAUUGGGAGGUUCCCAGGUGAAUACCACAUCACUCUUGAAGAGAAUGCUGAACCGGUUGUCCACCCACCAAGGAAGUUUCCUAUCCAUCUUCGAGACGAGUUGAAAGAGGAACUAGACAGGAUGGAAUCCAUUGAUGUCAUCAAGAAAGUGUCCAAGCCUACAGAUUGGGUUUCCUCGCUAGCCUUCAGCAGGAAGAGCAACGGGAAGUUACGAGUGUGCCUCGACCCAAAGGAUCUCAACAAGGCAUGUAAGAGGACAUAUCACAAAGCUCCAACACUUGAGGAAAUCACCCAUAAGCUACAUGGUGCUCAAGUUUUCUCAAAGCUAGAUGCAAGGCAUGGAUAUUGGAGCGUCGCCCUAGAUGACGAAUCGAGCUACUUGACAACCUUCAAUUCACCUUUUGGAAGGUACAGAUUUAAGCGUUUGCCCUUUGGCAUCAGAGUAGCUCAAGACAUUUUCCAAGAGAAGAUGGACAUGAUUCUCGAGCAGUGCCCAGGCACAAUUGGCAUUGCUGAUGAUAUUGUGGUCUAUGGAAAGACUGAAGCAGAGCAUGACAAAGCAUUGCACAAUCUCAUGACUGUGGGACAAGAGUAUGGACUAGUCUUCAAUCCAGACAAAUGUGAUGUGAAGCUUCCACAGGUCAAGUUCUUUGGCUGUCUUUAUGACAAAGAAGGUGUGCAUCCUGAUCCUUCAAAGAUUGCUGAUAUUACCAGUCUUCCAACACCAAGCUGUUUGAAAGAGUUACAGCAGUUCCUUGGGAUGGUACAGUACAUGUCUCCAUUCAUCCCAAAGUUAGCAGAGAAUGCAGAGACUCUGCGGGCACUGACAAGGAAAGACAGCGUAUGGCAAUGGACGCCAUCGCAUCAGAAGUCUUUUGAGCAUUUGAAGUCAUUGGUAUCGUCCAUGUGCACCCUUACCUACUUCGACCCUUCAAAGCCCACAACAAUCCAGGUAGAUGCGUCUACGAGAGGACUAGGGGCAGCUUUACUGCAAGAGGGGAAGCCAGUGGCAUUCGCAAGCAAGGCCUUGACAGACACAGAGAGCCGAUACGCGAAUAUUGAGAGAGAAAUGUUGGCAGUAGUGUUUGGUUGUACCAGAUUUCACACCUACGUGUAUGGAGCCAAAUUCACUGUGGAAUCGGACCACAAGCCGUUGGAGAGCAUUCAUCGGAAGAAUUUAGCCAACGCUCCACCCAGAUUGCAGCGGAUGCUCCUCCGUUUGCAACCGUAUGACUUCAACCUCGUUUACAAGCCAGGAAGAGAAGUUGCCCUGGCAGAUGGUUUGUCAAGGAUCAACCCAGAGAAGCAACCGACAAUGGAAUUUGACAAAACCAUCCACGGAAUCUACAUAUCUCCAAGCAAGCUAAAACAGAUGCAAGAUGACACAGAAGCCAACAGGAGUCUAAAGGUGCUCAAGGACAUAAUCCUAACUGGUUGGCCUGAUGACGUAAAGAAAGUUCCCAAAGAAGUACGUCACUACUGGUCUUGCAGAGAUACACUUUCGGUAGAAGAUGGUCUCAUCAUGAAGGGAGAGAGAAUCUUCAUACCAGAGACGAUGCAGCAAGAAGUGCUACAAAGUCUUCAUGCUGGUCAUCAAGGAACGACAAAGACCCAACUCAAGGCAAGAAGUUGUGUCUAUUGGGAUGGCUUGUCUAAAACAAUUGAACAGAUGGUGCAAUCUUGCCAAGCAUGUAAUGAGUUGCAGAAAGCUCAGCAGAAAGAGCCACUUCUUCAGCAUGAAGUACCCAAUUACCCAUGGGAAACAGUCGGAACUGACUUGUUUCAUUUCGAAGGCGAUGAAUAUCUUGUCAUCGUAGACUAUUGGUCUAAGUUUCCUGUCGUGAGGAAGAUCAGAGGAAGUUGUACCAGCUCAACUGUUGUCCGGAUCACCAAGAACAUCUUUAGUGAGCAGGGCAUACCCUUGAAGAUCGUUAGCGACAAUGGACCACAAUUCUCUAGUCGAGAAUACAAGAGUUUCACAGAUCAGUGGAACAUCCAGCAUGUGACAUCAAGUCCUCAUUAUCCGCAGAGCAACGGACUUGUGGAAAGGGCAAUACAGACAAUCAAAUCAACACUCAAGAAGGUGAAGAUGACUGGAGGUGAUCCUGACCUAGCCCUAUUGUGUCUGAGGACAACACCAAUUGACAGUAGUUUACCUUCACCAGCGGAACUACUACAAGGCAGAAAGUAUAGGAGCAAUCUUCCCAUGAAAAUGCACUCUGACCAUCAAAGUGAGAUUAAGGAGAAGCUCCGACAACGCCAAGAAAGGCAAAAGGACGAUUUUGACAGAAGAGGAGUUAGAGAACUACCCCCUCUGGUGCCAGAUCAGAAGGUAACGGUGUUCGACCAUGUUUCUGAAACAUGUGCCCCGGCUACAGUAAUCCAGAAGUGCCAAUUAGAACCAAGAUCGUACAUGAUUCAAACUCCAAAUGGUAGUGUGCUACGUCGUAACAGAAGAGACCUGCGUAGCCUUGAAAAUCCACAGAGAAAGCAAGUACGGUUCAACAUCCCACAAAACUGUGCAGACAGAACACCCUCACUUCCUAAAGACUAUACCCAACAGAACCCGAGUGAUGAUCAUCAUCAAUCCAGUACUAAUGGGUACCACACUAGGUCUGGACGAUUAGUCAAGAAGCCCGAUCGACUAAUUGAAAAUUAA